This is a messenger RNA of Osmerus eperlanus (European smelt), 1800 nucleotides long. RefSeq names its product FKBP prolyl isomerase like (gene fkbpl). The transcript is spliced from 4 exons. NCBI's taxonomy places the organism in Eukaryota, Metazoa, Chordata, Actinopteri, Osmeriformes, Osmeridae. The record is from RefSeq and is a predicted model, not a curated record. Gene Ontology annotation, molecular function: protein binding. The coding region runs from base 136 to 1287 and encodes 383 amino acids.
CAUACUUUCUCCUAAUUUUUUUAUGCGAAUGUCGUAACUUCCAGGAUAACACGGAAGUUGACAGAACUAUGUACAUUGCGGCUCACGGUGAGCUCUGACCAGCUGCGUGUUCUUCAUUGCCAGGAUCUUACAGUGAUGAAGCCUGCCAUAGCAGAGAAGUCGGGAAAUACCCCCUCCUCUUGGGUGUGUGUGUGUCCCAGAGGCCUUAGGGAGGUUCAGUGCAGGCACAUAGAGCAGGGAAGAGAGUCUGGUCACACUGGAGGAGAUGGGGCUUUAUCAUCGAGUGACUGCCCACGGUUGGGUUCUUUGUGUCAAGUGAGAGUCCGACUCAAAGAGGGUCCGGAAAUGGGUCAGCUGGAUGCGAGCCUGUCGGUCACACCGGACCAGCCAAUCACAGAGCUGACUGGGACGCAGCCAAUACCAUUCCCACGUGCUCUAGACACUGUCCUGCAGGUCCCGCUGGGUGAUUGGACGGUGCUGCGACUCGGGGACGGUCAGUGUGACAUCACAGAGAGCUGCCUAGAGGGGAUGACAGCUAGAGGCAUGUGUGAGAUAUUACUGACCCCAGUGAGACACGGUUCCAAAGCCAGCGCUGACUUGGUGCUCUGCCCCGGAACCGAUGAUGCAGAAGGAGAGAACGCCACAGACCAGCCUCUGAGCGCCAUCGUCGAGCUCCACUCAUUCACGCCAGGCAGGGAAUCCUGGGAAGUCCCCCCAGGUGAGAAGUGGAGCUGGCUGAGGUCGCACAAGGAGCGCGGAGGAGCCCGGUUCAGGAGCGGCGACGUGUGGGGGGCCGCAGACAGUUACAGCCGUGCGCUCAAACACCUCAUUACCCUCCAGCAACACACGCGGGAUACAAGCGGAGGGAUGGAGGACAUAGAGGAGGAGGAGGAAGAGGAGGAGGAGGAAGACCAGCAGACAGGCGAUGCCACUCAGCAGCCACCCUCAGAAGCCCCUCUCCCCACCCUGAGGGAGUACAGAAGCGUCAAAGCGGAGCUCCACUCUAACCUCUCUCUAUGCCAGCUCAAACUGCACCUACCCGAGAGAGCCAGGACCAAUGCUGCUAAGGCCGUUCAGCUGGAGCCUGACGGGGCCAAGGCCUGGUACCGGCUGGGCCAAGCCUGCCUGGAAGUGGCUGAUCUGGGGGAGGCCAGGAGAGCUUUUCAGAGGCUACUUGAGCUGCAGCCAGACUCGUCCACUGCUCAGAAGGGACUCAGAGAAGUGGGGAACAGGGAGAGGGAGACAAACAGCCAGUUAGGACAGAGACUCAGUAAAAUGUUCAGUUGAGUUUGGACUGAGAUCGAGCGGGUGUUGGAAUCUAGCUCCAGAAGUCUGUAACAUCUUAUCAGAUCAAAACUGCUUGUAAAACCAUUGGUGUUACUGGUGCUGUAUUGCUUGACCACUUUUAUAAUUGUCAAGUGCACUUCAAGGAAUAUUUAUUUUCUGAAUGUAAAUCUAUGUAGGCCACAUUUUAUAGUAGCCUAGCUAUAUGAGAGACAUCAAUAUUAAUGAUGAAUGGUCAACUGAAGAUUUGGAUUUCAAAAUAAAUGCUUAUAAUGAAUCCCAGCAUGGGAAGCACAAUUAUCCCCAAUCCUUUUUCCAAAACAAUUAUGAAUUGAUGAUUUAAAGAUGAUUUAAAUUGAAAAUUGUAUUUUUCAUUGUAAAAUGUUUGUUACAUUUCUUGGGAGCUUCCAGGUUGGUCAAAAGUUGCUGUGAGAUUAGCAAUGACAAAGUCAACACCGCUAUAGGCCACUAAAGGACUUUUUCAUUGAUCCUGUUCAACCAAAUAGUAGGCUAUUU